AAAAAACGAAACCCUAGCCGCCUCUCUUAUCACCUCGCCUCUCUCUCUUCUCGUUUCCUCCAGAGUAAACCGAAAACCCCAAAAAAACGAAGAACAAUCGCCCUCUCCCUCUCUCGAUUCUCUACUCUGUGCUCUCGGCUAGCUAAGGAGUCCGCUCGUUUCGUACUAAAUCAACCGAGAGGGUUUCGAUCCAGGCUUGGUUUUGGACGAGGGAAAAGAAGCAGUGAAGAGAUCGCCGGACCGAGAAGGGAAUCUUUGGCGGCUUAGAUCCCUGUCGGCACAAUUCCGCCGGCGAUGAGUUGACAACGGCGGCAACUGGUUUUGGAUUUGACAAGUUUGGGUAAGGUUUCUAAACUCAGUCUAGUGUGAUUUUGGAACUUGAACAAAAAAAACGGGUUGAAUCUGAUUCCAGAUCUGGGUUUUCAAUAAAAAUGGUUAUGUAUGAGUUCGAUAAUUUUGGUGUUUCUGGGAUGGAUUUAGAUGCAAAUCUU
Messenger RNA from Linum tenue, 491 nucleotides. NCBI's taxonomy places the organism in Eukaryota, Viridiplantae, Streptophyta, Magnoliopsida, Malpighiales, Linaceae. The record is from the annotation of a GenBank genome assembly.